Coturnix japonica (Japanese quail) is the source of this 2512-nucleotide messenger RNA. Lineage: Eukaryota; Metazoa; Chordata; Aves; Galliformes; Phasianidae. The record is from RefSeq and is a predicted model, not a curated record.
CAGAACGGGGAUGGCUGUGCUGCCACUUUCUGAUCCUCCCUCUUACCUGUGGUUUUCCCUUGCAGGGCCGAGUUCUGUACCUGGGUCCAGGUCUGUGUGGGAGUCUCCUCCUUGCGCAAAGCUGCUCACCCUGCAAGAGGCACAAGCUCUGAGAAGAGGCCAGAGCAGCUCUCCUGCAGUGAAACGAAGCAGUGAGAUCGAAGUGGAGGAAGGCCCUGCAGCUGUACCAGGGAGAUUCCACACAAUCAUUGAUUUUCCAUCUGAAAGACCAAGUUCUCCCAGAAAGAGGAAGGAAUCACCAGCUGGCAGUUGGUGUUCCUGCCUCUGCCUGUGCAGACCAUCCCCUGUGGCCAAAUGCCAACUGCAGCGCAGUGCCAGGGAGCCUUCUGAAACAGAACUCGUGGUCCUGGCAGGUGAAUCGAGUCCUUGUGAAUCCAGAAUAGCCAGGUCAAUUGCUGAUGGCUCAGAGAAUGCUUCCAUAAACAGAGAGCUCAUGGGAAGCACAAGUCGCUGCAAUUCAAAUGACAGCCUUCCAUGUGACAGCAGCGAUGGAGAGAAGGAGGUCAUCAUUGUUCAAACAAUCAUUUCUCCCAGCUCUGCAGAAGGGGAUGCCCUGAGCCUGCCAGAAACCACAGACACCAGCCUGGACUGUGACCCGAUGCCUUCACAGUGCAGCCCAGUUCAAUCACAGCCAGAGUGCCUUGACAGCGGCACCUCCAAUCAGGAUGAAGUCACUGUCACUGAGGAGGAGCCAAGCCUCUUGCAGGGGGACUUGGAGUCAGACCUCCAGUCCCAGGCACCAGGCAGCAGCACGAGCUCCAAGCCACCCUCUCCUCAACAACAGAGGAUGAGUCCCAUCGUUCCCAUGGACCUCUCACAUUCUUCUUUCUCCGAGUGACUAAAGGCACACUCAUGCUCAAUCAAUAGGAUGGGGUUUUGGAAGAAGAAAUGCUUAGAAGAGAAAAUUUCCUGUGUUCAUUUUAAAAUAUGGCAUUUUUAAAAAGACAAGAAGAUAGAAUAAGCAGAUGUUGACAGAUAAAGGGCACCUCAUCAAAUUUUGGGAAAGUCCAUCUUGAGGAAACUUGGAUAAGAGCAGAAAAUAACUGUUUAUGGAUAUACCCAAUCACUAAAAAUACCACCCUGAGUGCCAGCUCAUGGCCCCAGACCCUUUUCUUCAUUUCAAGAGCUGUCAUCACAGAGGGCAUCUUCCUGAGCUGGAGACCCUGAAGUAAAAGAAUCCUUGGUUUUCAGUUAAUCCAUGUAACUGAUUUGCCUCGGAGCUGUGAACUUCACAGUGCACUGUUGAAAAACUGGCAAAAGUUCCAUGGAAAUCCUGUUUUGAAUUCAGCAAAGUUCAUCAAAACUAUCAAGAUUCAGAGGAAAUUUUACAGGAACAACGAAUUGAUAUUUUCUCUGAAACUUCCUGGUAGAAGCACUAGAAAUGUGGACAGAAGUCUUUGUGGCAUAUGUAGGCAUCUUUUAAGACAUCAGCAUCACCUUUUGCAAAACAGAAAGAUGCGAUGAUUCAUUCACAUGAAUACAGUGUCCUAACUCCACUUUUACCUGCCAAAGGUCCUGCUACCUUCUCAACUCAGUGAAGAUUUGGUCUGCUAUCUGCCCUGAAUUGUAAUGCCAAGAAUUAGCUUAUAUUUAGCUUUUCCAGCAAUGUUCUGUUACAUUGAAACCUGCUUUUCUAUUCUUAACUAUCACCACCACCUUAUUGUGAUCAGUGGAGAUGAAAGUUUAUCCUGCGGGUUUAUUAUGCCUUGAGGAAACAAAUUACUCCCUGACACUCAACCAUCUCUCAUUUUUAAUAUCCUUAAACAAUUCUCUCACUGACUUCCUGCUGUUCAUCUUCAUGGCAUCUAGAUCAAGUUGAGACCCAUCAGAAAUUCAAAAAGGUGCCACUUAUCCUAAAGACCGGGAGGUGGGAGCUGAUUUUACAGUUCAGUGUGAAAGAACAUGAAUGAGAGGAAGCAAGUCUUGAGAAACAACUUCACCAGCUGGAGUCAAACAGGGACAUCUGGAAAGGACUGUCAAAUGCAGCUUUUUCACUUAUCGAUUCAGAUCCAAGCAUGAUAUCCAAAUGACAAACGCAAAGUGAUACUGAGGGAAAAAAAGAGAGUACUGUGGUAGAGUCAUGAAAUACUGAGACAGACACAGGGUUUUAAAAGAGAUUUUCAAUAAAAGAACUACAUAAUUUCAAGUUAUAUAUUUUUCUCAGGUUGUAUUACGUGUCUAAUGUCUGGAUUGUGGCAGCAAAGAGGCUGCAGUGUUGUUCCCUGUAGGAAGAGGCCAGUAGUUGCCCCAUGUCAGACAGAACCAUUUCAAGUGCUGGCCAAAGUUGAGUCAAGGAGUGAUGCUGCUGGCACUUCCGUGAUAACUUUUUAAAGGAAGGUUAAAACCACUGCAUAGCAUAUGUGAGAGCUAUGAGCAAGAAUGAUGUGAGACAAACAGCCCUGCAGUCACCAAGGUCAGUGAAGAAGGAGGAGAGGAGGCUUAGUGGACAUGG